CAGGAGCGUUGUGGUGCAAAAUGUGAGGUCUAGUGGGAGUGGGAUCAGGCACCUCUGUGGAGAGGAAUAGGGGAGUGGACUGCACUGCAGCUCCGAUGUGCAUGGAAAUUUAACUGUGUACAAAGCAAGGACUGUAUUCAAAUAAACCGAACAGAAAGGUUAAGCUGGCGCUGUUUCAAAGCAGACAAGGCUGUCCAUGUAAAGGGAGAACAGUAAUGUGCAUUGUACUUGAAAUGCACAAUAUUAUGUCAAGGGCGUGGAUUUCAAGACAAGUAGCCUGUUACAAAGUUCUAAUAGUGCUUUCUGUUCGAGAGAAUAUCAUGUCAUUUUGCAUACAAUGUACAUGUCAUUUUGCAUAGAACUUUUUUUUCAGUCAACUUUAAAUUUGGAACUGUAGUUAAAAUGGUUUUCAAUUGUUUUCCUUGAUUCAACACUGUGUCUUUUCUUUCUGAUAUCUUAGAAUGGAACCCAAGACUUCUGAUAUUGAUUCAUACAGUAUACCCUGAAUUAAUAAUUAUGUAUUUUUGCUCUGCAGAGUCAGAUUCUCACUAAGAUUAACAUUUAAAAUGUAUUAAUCUCUUUACAGAGAGCUUUUUUUUUAGUUUCCUUUUACUCUGUUGGUGGGGAAGGGGGACAAUUGAGACUUGAGAGAACAGCAGGGCCAAUAUUCCCAUUCAUUCAAUAGUGAUUUUUUCACACUCUGUUCAUGGUUUUGUGUCAGCUGAGUGUGAGCAAGCGGGGGGCAAUGUAUCAUUUUACUCUCCAGGUGGACUGUCCUCCCUGCCCUUGCGUCUUUUUCACUUUUCUCCAAUUAUGACUGUCUUGGUUUUGAGGGAUGGGGUUUUUUGGGGAACGGGGAAGUUUUGGGAAGGCAGGUUGCCCUUCAUUGAUGUGUCGCACAUUCACGCUUUUGCUGGUGUCCUGUUCUCCUGUGAUCCUGGAGUAACCCCUUUCCUCAUUGUCCCUGGGGGGGCUGGGGAGCACAAGAUACAGCUACAAGUCUCAGCAAGAUGUUUUUGAAAAGUAGGGUAGCACGGCCUGCAGCAAUCCUGACACCUGACAGUUCAGAACCAGUAAACAUGAGAGAGACACGGCUCUCACUAGAGCAGGAGAGAGCAAGGAGGAAUAUGUCUCUAAAGAAAAUCCUCAUUCAUGACGAACUUGAGCUUUGUGCUUAAGUCCUUCAUUGACCGAAGUUCUCAGCUCUUUUCUGAUUCUCUAAUCCAGCUUGUGCAAAUAUGUCAGCCCUUCCAUCCUCACAUCCGCCGACAACACACAACACCAAAUAAUCUCUGUUUCAAUCCCACAGGUUCAUGGAGAAAUAAGGUUAUGCUAAAAAAAGGAGCACACACCAAAUGGAAGUUUAAUUUUUCAACACAAACAUUUAGCACCGCACCUAAACAUAUUUAAUUUAUUUUUAAGUUGUAUUCAAAGCAGAGUCUUUCAUUGCAAAUUAUUUGUUAUCCAGUGCACAGGUUAUCCAAGAACACAGUGUGCAGCAUUCAUCCAAGCAAUUAAUGUGAGCAGCAGGAGGCCAGAGCUGUGUAAUGUUUCCAAGCCUUCUGAGUUACCGUCCUCUCCCUGAGAAGCAAGCCAGUGAAUUAUUGAUCAGAAAGCUCAGUGUUAAUGUGUAUGCUGUCUCGCAGAUAUUAAGUUCUGGAGUGCAUACAAUUCAGACAUCACAACUUGCAAUGAAUGUCUCUAGAAGAAGAGUUUGGGUUUUUUUCUCCUUUUGAGAACACUAUUGUAACACAAGCACAGCCCGGCGCUUUCCAUCUUGGCUCAAACACACCCUGUGGUGUAGAAUGUCCACUGCACUCCUUGCUCCACGUCACUUUCCUUUCCAUUGCUGGUGCCCCUAGUCCGUCUCACUUGUGUUUACUGUAACUUGAAGCCCACAGAUAGCUCGCUCACCUUGUGAGGAACUGGCCCUUCAGUCUAACCUGUUGUCUCCUGGAUUUUAGGACCUUCUUUCUGUCCAUAACAAGCCUUUUUGCUUCUGUACAGUAUGUGCACCCCCUUCCUUGUUUUGAAAUGGAUUUCUGUCUUUCUUGCCUCCCUGUUAUGUGUCAGAAAGACUAGCGUGCUCUGAAAUGGCUAAAUAAAAACACUUGUGGAAUGGAUGGAAAGUCACACUCGAGGAAUGUUAACAGGAAUAGAAGCAGUUCUUUUUUUCCUCUCAUUGCCGAUACAACAGUAACUAUUAAAGUAAUAUAUCACAUUUUAAUAAACCUCUCCACAGUCUGUCCCCACUGGACCAUUUUAGUUAACGAUAGUUUGAUAGCUUUAAUUACAAGCUCUGUCUCACUGCUUACUUGUCAGCUUCUAAUGGCAGACACAUUUACAGAGUGCUGAAUGGUGUUGGUAUUUGCAUUUACCCAUCGGUAACUGCAACUCACAUCUAGAGGAGGUGGACAGCACAGUUCUAAUGGUGUUGUGCUGCAGUGAAGCUCUCCGAGAGUCCCUGUGGUGCAGACUGCUGCAGUCGCUAGCUAGUUUGUAGGUCACAUGAUUCAGUUGGUGAAGCUCUUUCUCACUUCUCCACCUGAUCUCCUGUACAGUGGGAUUGCAGGCACAUAAGGGCAGUUACCCCGGUGGUAUCUACACUUCGCUUAUGGAUGUAUGAAGAUUCAGUGUUUCAAUAUGAGUGUCCUCCUGUUAUGCAAAGAGCUUUGGCAUCUUUUCGAAUGAAAAGCGCUAUAUAGGUGCAAGUAUUUUUCUGAAAUCACUUUCCUUUAGCAUAUCAUGGAAGUCAUGGUGUAUAAUAGUUGUGUUUUUGUUUGCAGACACCCCACACUAUUAAUCAGUGUACAGAGUUCACAGAUGAAUCAGAGGUACAACACGCUGCAAUUUCCGUUCUGUGCUAAAGCAUGGCAAUUUCAGAUCAACAGACUUGUCACUGAUAUAAAAUCUUGACGUUCUUUGUUGGGAAACCACCAAAAGACUCAAUUUAUAUGUCCUUGAGUUCAUAACAGUUGACAAGACAUGGUGGGUCAAACAUCAGCUUCAAUGCUUUUAAUCUCACACAGUUGUGAGGUGACGUUAGGUGUUUUGGUGGAGCUAUUUGUAGAGAGCAGUCAACAGACCACACCCAGACUCGUCUCUCUCCGCCGCUGUGACGCAACGCUGCGUUCCCACACCUCGCGCUGGUGCGGGAAUCUACCGACCACAGUUGGUCACAUAAGUUUGCUUCUGAUCUUUUGAUCAUUUUGCAGAGCAAAAAAUUCACCGCUUUUCCUGAAGCACUUCCAUGUUCCAAUUUUUCAAUAUAUUUUCAGUUUGAUGUUUAUGAAUCAAUUUCCUCCUGGCAGAGCAAGUCAAAUUACACCUAAAAACAUGCUAUUCUGUUUAUGUGAAAUGUGACAUUCCCAGGGGCUGCAUGACUGCCAGUGAAGAACAAUUUUCUUUUUAACAACCGAAUUUGUGAACUGAAAAAUUAAGCCUGUAUUGUCACUGAGCCGAUUCAUAAAUAGAUUAUUCUUGAUGGCUGGUGAGAGACUGCAGAAAAGGCAUUUAGAAGCUUGAAACUGUAGUUACGAUAUUGUUCCAGGCAGUAUGUUUGUCUGUUCAAGCAUGUAUCACAUGCUCAUUCUCAGCACUUCAACUUACCAUCCUGGGAAGCAGGUGGCUCGGUGCUUGAGAUAAAGGAAUAGCUACCAAGAGGUUCCUGGUUCAAGUUCUUGGUUUUGUCUGUAGACCUUCAGAAACAGCAGUGAAAGAGAGAUCCUUUUGUCAGACUGCACAGAAGAAGCUGAAGUUAAUCUCCUAGUAUUUUUGGAUAAUAGCUUGUUCUAAAGGCACGCUAAAGACAUGAAAACUAAAUGUUAACUGUGUUUCUCUAGGAUGACUGGAAUAAAUAUAGGAUGCCAUUGCUUUUUAACAAAAAAUGGAUAUACUAUGCCUUUAAUGUGCUCAAUAAUAGAAAAGUGGCUCAGAUUUCCUUCAUACUGAUAUUAGACACCCACUUGGUUGAAAUGGAACAAACUAUUCUGGGGAUCAUUGAAAUAUUUUAUGAAAACAAAAUUUAGAAGCUGUAUUCAUUUACACCGGACAGUGUUUGUUACGCCAAACAAACGUAUACUUGCCUGGAGGUAACGUCAUUUAAGCUACAUCGUAUUCAUGGUGCAGGACUGUUGCCUGUGAGGUCAGUUUACAGUUCUGUAAGAACUUUGACAAAGAUAUGUGUGUGAGAUAGAGAGAUGUGUACUUGUGUGAGAGACGAGUACACAACCAUUUUGCCUUAAGGGAAUUUCUGGGUUUAAGUACACUCCCUAACAAGACACGGGUGAGAAAGAGGCCAUCUCCCUUGCCUGGGGUCUCGGGGUGGAGGUGCUGUGAGGCUGGACAGCAGUGAGCGCGGGGGGAAGGAGAAGAGGGCCGCUACAGCAGAGGCUUUGGGAACUGCAGUUAGUCUUACUUCAGGGCGAGGCCACAGCCCUUGCUCAGCCACACUGUCACUCCUAGGCAUCCAGGAGCCUAAAUAUAGAGCUCUCCUCUCCCUGUGUAUCCUGGAGACAGACCUCCAUCCCGCCUUCCCGCACUGCAGCAGCACCUCCUCCUUGAAGCUCCUGGCCUCUCCCGACCUCUCGCUCACAGCCGAAGAGCAGCUCCCAGUUCCAGCUUGUCAGAAAGUUUUAGGAAUUGUACCAAACACAACCGCACUUCAGUCCCAUCGGUAAACACAGUGCAGGCCUCGCCUCUCCAACGUUGAACAAGAGAGCACGGAAAAUUUAUAUACAGUAGAUCUGCAUAUAUAUAUAUAUUAUAUUACAAUUAAUUACUUUGUAUUAAAGUUCCCCUGUUAAUUCUGAGCCAGUAAGUCCCCUCCCCUUGAUCUCUCUGUGAUUUAGAUGGCUUGACCCUUGUGAUUUUUUAUAAUAAAGCAAAUUGUUUGAUAGAAAUACCAACAGUGAAGAGUUCUUCCCCCAGCAGCUGGCUGUGGAUUUUAAUUGAAUAGAAAUAGGAGAUGUUAGUAUUUAGGACCAGGCAGUACAAGUGACAUAAUAACAGAAGUGUGUGAAUGUCUAGGUUGUGCAUGAGAAGCCUGAUCGUGAUAUUCUGCCCUCCUCAUAGGCUAGCAAUGAUGGCUUUUUUCAUGUAGGCUGUAAUUAAGCUACUGACAGCCAAAAUAGAAAAUCCCAUCAGAGAAUUCCUUAGCUUUGUUGUCUCAAAUACUUUCUUCUCUCCUCAUCUGUGAGACUGGUAUCCCUGUGAAUGAAUGCUGCAAAAGUGAAAGGGACAGUCGACGAUGGGGCUUACAUGCAAGAAAACCAACAUAAAAACCUAAGAGGAAAAAUAAAAAUAAUAUUUUAAGAAGUGAUUUUCCACACAAGUAGGAGGCAUUUAAAACAACACACACAUCUUUAAAGCGCAAGAACAGCAGUGCCCAAAGGACACAGGGAAUGUCGGGGGAAAAAACAGGAUCUUUUCAUCACAAGCCUUGGGACACAAUAACAGUAGCUCAAGUCGAUUCUAAUUCAAACAAAUAAUAAAGCAGGGAGCUGUCAAGCCUUUAGCCAUUUAUAAAUGCCUCUGGAGUUUCUGUUUUCAGCUCCUGCUCCCCUGAGGGAAAAAGCUACACUCCAAAACAUUGUUAAAAGUAAACUGUCAACACGCUACAGGGAAAGAGUGUAGCUGCCUUCGCUGCGCGGCAGUGCUCUGGCAGAACUUGUUUUCUGUCAUUAAUCUGCAAAACUGAAUCCCUCCCAUCCUCGCAUGUCUUCACUGCGGUAUGUCACGGUAAAAGCAGAGUGCAGGUUUAGUCCACGGCACUGCGAUAGGGGCAAAGGGGUGAGGUAAGACGAAGCAUGAGGCAGCUCGUGGGAAACACGUGAUGUCAGCGUGAGAGAACUGUGGGAACGGCAGCAAAAAUGCCAUGCAAAUGUACCCCGGUGAACUUUCACAGCCGGCAGAGCACCUGCCAAUUUCCAGUGGCUCGGAAUAAAGUCAUCAACUUUUGACUAAAAUAAACUAAGAGAAGUGAGGAAAACGAGGUUGUAUUUCAGAUGUAUAAGACUCUGGUUUGUAUUAUCUAAAGAAAAUGGGGUUACCCCGCAGAGAUUAAGAUUCAUAUCGCAGCAGCUUCUUUCACUAAUAAGAACUGUUGUACUCACAAAGCAGAAUCUGGAAAAUCUAGAUUAUGCCUGUGUCUGGUAAAGAAGAGCAGAUAAGAAAAUUAGUUGAAAACUGCAUUUAGAAAUACUUCAUAUUAUUUAAAGCAGUUCUUAAAGCAGGACUGAGACAUCAAUUUACCAGUUGUGGGUGCUUUUAGGAGGCGAGAUUAUACAAGGCCCAGAGGGGAAUUUAGCCAGGGUACCGGGGUUACUACUUUGACAGAUGAUACCUUGGUAUUUUUAAUGACCAGCUAGUCAGGACCUCAGAUUGACUACUCAAAGGAUAGCAUCACAUCUCCGACAGCAAUGUCUGGAAAAAUUGCCAUCUACUGCUCCACCAGCAUCAUACACAUCACUUAUACAGUAGUAUCAACCUAUCUUUUCUUGGUGGUCUCCCAUCCCAGUUCUGACCAGAACCUGCCUUUCUGAGCUUCUGAGAUCUGAUGAGAUAAGAACUUCAGAGGUGGUAAUACUGCUUCUAAUUAAAAGAGCAUGAAGAACUCUGAUCUUAACUAAUGAUAAUUUACUUAUUAUCAAUAACCAUGCUAUUAUAUAUAGUACAUAUACAGAACCUACUCUAUUCAUGGAUAUAUGAGAGUUAAUAGCUUUUCAUAUAUUUUUAAGAACUGUCAUUUUCUGGCUAUCUUACCUAGUGUUAUUUUUAGUCUGACAUGCCACAGGCUUCCUUUUUUGUUAACUGUAAAACGCUCAAUUAGUCCCAUUUAUCUAUAUGUAAUAGAGGUUUCACAACUGUACGUUGUCUGCAUGUGAAAAAGUGGGUAGCAGAGUAACUUUUUUCACUUGUAUCGAGAAGAAUUAGUUUGCACUGUUCAUCAGCAGCUAACAGUUUUGAAGAAACAGCUAGUCUAUGAUGUACUAUAGUGUUCUCUCCUCAUCUUAUUGGAUGCAAAUAGCUCCCCAGCCCUUGCAAUUUCAAUAUUACUCAUGUUUUAUUUUUUUCUACUUGUAGAAGUAGUGCUUUUUUGGGGGGGUUUUGUAAACAACAUUCAUAACUGACAAUAUAUGACAAAACCCAGUGAGGCAUGGCAAAACUUUUCAUAUCUGCUUUCUUUUUUCAGAUUACAAUCAAAUAUUUGUGUUUCAUUUAGCUACAAAUACAUUUGAUAUACAGUACUCAAACUUUUUUUUACAUUUGUACAAACUAAGUAUUAAGGAGCCUAUUGAGUUUUAGAAUUUCCUUUCUGUAAAGUAAAGAAGUCUGGCAAAGAAGGAUUGAUCUGUUCUUUAAGCUCAAGGCGUGCUGUUACUAGAUGGCACUUAAACUUGCUUCAGCUGUCUCAAACUAUUUUUAAGAUUCUGGACAUUUUUGAACAAUUAAGAUUAUUGAUGUUUAAAAUAGUUGAGGUCUUGAGUGCCUUUUAAGUCCGAGUCAUUGGAGAGCUUAUCUGAAUUCUGUGGUUCAGUGGCUCCCUCAUGUGUUGAACUUGGGAACGGUGAAUAUUUUAAAAAUUACCCGGUGGAAAGCAACUUUAUUUUUAAAAGCAGUUCAAAGAACUGUUAUCUUACAAACCUCACUUUUUAACUGCAUUUUAAAACUUAACUCCUUCAGGAAUGUAAAACUGUCUGCAGUUUGGUGUCCAAAAUUGUGAUCACCACAUAUAUCGACAACUUUAGAAAUGCCAAUAACAAUCAUAUUUAAAACCUCUUAUUGUUCCUGGCCCCCAGAGCCAAUUUCCAACUGGAAUUUUCUCCCCUUGAACAUUUAGACAACCAGGAAGAGGCCUGGUUCAGGUCUUAAACUGAAGCUAAAACAUGAUGCUUGUUUAAAUGUACUGUGAUACACCAGCAAAGUGACAUGUGCAUUGUGAUGCAUCUCAAAAACCCAAUAAGAGUGUCACAUCAUUGUGAAACAGAAAUUCCCACAAUAAUCCCUCCUUCAUUUGAUUUGAGUACUUGUGGUAGUGCUGCAGAACUUUUGAAGGGGAACUUGUCUCUUGAAAUGGAUCUGCUGUUUCAGUUGUUCCGUAAUUGGAAGAAGCUGUGUUUACCAACAAUCCGUCCAGUGAUUUCCAUGCCAAAGCAUCUGAGUGUCAGAUCUCUCCUAUCAUGUGACCUGUGACACUUUGACCUUCAUUCAGCCUUUCUUCUUUUCUGUUCACACCUGUUUCUGAGGACCCCCGAGUGCAGCUGUCCUUCAUUGUGCCUGUUUGAGUUCCCAGAUGCGCUCCUUUACUGUAGGCAUGCUGUGAGGAGGAAGAGGAGGGCCGCUGCAGUAACAGGAGCUCCUCCUUCUGCUUGCAGGUGGAGCACGCAGGCAUCCGGACCUACUACUUUAGUGCCGACAGCCGGGAGGACCAGGAGGCCUGGGUGCGAGCAAUGAACGAAGCAGCUUGCGUCCACAUCACACCCACAGAGAGGAACAACUCGGAGAACAUCCCUCCGGCAGGUGAGAAUAACGCCAUGGUGACGAAAGGGGUGGAGCCAUACCAGCGCGGGGAGGGGGAUGGCCGGGGAGCGGAGUCCCGGGACCCCAGCAAGAGAGAGGUCAAUGGGGUCGUCGCCGCGGAAACAGUGACUCCCACCACGCCCCUGACCCCAGACCUGGACGGCAGAGGCAGGGGAGAGAAGAGGGCCGCCCAGCCCAACGGGUGGGGGAAUUACCGCAAGCCGGAUUCUUCAGCCUUCCACCCCCAGGAGCCCAGGGAGCCGCCGGAAAACAACGUGGUGCGCCGAGGGUUUGUGCCACGGACGCAGCCCGAGAGGCUGGCGCAGAGGAAGAGCUCCAUGAGCCAGCUCCAGCAGUGGGUCAACCUGCGCCGCGGCCUGUCGGCUCAAGAGGAGCUACGCAGCCCUGGCCGAUACUACCAGACCAGCCGGGGGAUGCCUGCAGACUAUUAUGGGAUGUAUGGGCCUCAGUACAUAGAGGAGUACGGGCUGUACCCCCCAGGGGUGCGUCCGGACAGCAUCUGCUCCGUCACGGCGGGCUUUGAGCGGGUCCCGCCUCGCUGGGCCACGGAGGAGAAGAGGCGGUCCCUGCGGGACGGGCCGCUCCACGCCAGGGAGCGCCCCCGGGAGGCGGCGGGCAGUGGCGGCUUCCAGUGGGUCCCUGCGGCAGCCGCCCCCCCCACCCAGCAGCCCCUGUACUACGCCCAGGUGGAGUCGGCCCAGAACUCCAUGCGCCGCCUGUCCAUGCAGCCCCGGUCCCGCUCCGUCCCCCGUUCCCCCCCCUCCUCGCAGGGCCCCUACCCCGCCGGGAGCAGAGCCUUCUCCCCCGUGCGCUCCCCCAGCACGCGCUUCGACAGGGGGGCGCCCGGGCGGCACCGAGAAGACAUGAUCUACGCCGACCCCUCUGCCUACGGUCUCCGGAGAUCGAUCAGCUCCCCCAAGUACGAGUAUCCCAGAGACAGGAGGUCCCUGACCCAAGGAAUGUACCAUUACAACUACCCUGGCUCCCCUACUUUGCAUGACAAAAUGGAUGACAUUUUAGACCUACAGUUGCAGAGAAAUCUGGAAUACCUGGACCAGCAGGUCACAGAGAGCGAUCACCUGAUCAGUAUGGUGCACAGAAUGGUGGAGAACUCCUCACCCAGAGCAAAGCUCUACUCACAACAAGCAUCUCCAUUCCAUGACAUCUACAGGGACCUACACCCUUCUUACAAGACCAGCGAAGUGGAAGUUGAUAAGCUCCUGGGCCGACUCUGCGAGCAGAACCGGGUCCUGAAAGACCAGGAGGCGGCUGUGCAGCGCCUGCGUAUUGAAAAGGACGGUCUGGAAGGUGUGCUGGUGGCUACACACCAGGAGCUGGACCUCUACAGAAGCCAGCCCUCCAUCGCCGAAAACCUGCGGCUGAAGAAGGAGUCCCUGCAGAACCAGCUGAUCAACAUCCGCGGGGAGCUGUCGCAGGCCACCAGUGUUCUGUCCACCACACGGAUGGAGUUUGAGGCCCUUGAGGAUGAGGUCAACGCCAUCCACAGUGAUCUCUGGGAGCAACUUAACACUGGCGGACAGAAUGAGCACGUGCACAGGUACUUGCAGAAGGAGUUCUGGAGGAUCCAGGAUGUGCUGGAGGGGCUGCACAAGAACAACCCAUCUAGGGGGACAGACACCGCCAAGUACAGAGCGACCAGUGCGGCCUCCGGCUCUUUCAGCACGAACAGCCCAGCCAGUCCGCUCAGCUCAGUCAGCCUCACCAGCCCGCUCAGCCCCUUCUCCCCUGUCUCGGGGUCCCAGGGCUCCCCCACCAAGCAAAUGGGUACUGAGGACAUUGGCCCACCGCGGCCCCCACUCCCCAAAUCCUAUCUCCCCCUGGAGUCUCCCCCCACCAUCCCCCCUUCCAUCCCCCCCCUGCCCUUUGACAGCACCCCUUGGCUCCGUGGCGUCGGUCUGCGGUCCGACAGCAUGGAGGAGGAGGAUGACGGGGAAGAAGGGUCUCGACGCAGACAGCACAAAUUCUCUUACAUGUCCCACAUGCCCACUGGGGAAAAGCCCAACGGCAGCGAACAACAGGAGGCAGAGCAUGAACGACAGAGCAGUCAAAAUAAAGUUGGUGUUGUUCCCCCAAGGACUAAGUCACCUGCAAGGGAUGAGACAAACUCUUCAGAUCCCAUGACCCGCAGUAAAGCCUCAGGGAAGCAGCCCAAUGGGCACAUUUCCAGGGAGCGCCCGAAAAGCGCGGUGUUCCAAGCAGAGGUGAAGUCCAAGAUGAGCGUGGAGGAGCAGAACGAGAGGAUCAGGAGAAACCAGAGCAGCUCCAUGCGGGAAAAGAGACGCAGCCUGCAGCUCUCAAGCGGGCAGCAGAUAGACGGCCUCAAGCCUACCGUCAGCUACAGGGUGGUACGUCGGAGGCUGACUGCUCACGAGGUCGACAUCAAAGACCUGGAAGCAGCGGUACGGGGGGAGGGGGUGGAAUCUCCACGCGAGGAGAUUGCGCGACUGCGCCGCCUACAGGUCGAGCCUGAGCACUACGACCUGGACAUUGGCAAGGAGCUCUUGAUGCCAGACAAGGUUCUGAUCCCGGAGCGAUAUCUGGAUGCAGAACCCGAGGUGAUGCUCAGCCCGGAAGAGAUUCAAGAGAAGCAGAAGAAAGUGGAAAGAAUCAAGACACUCAUCGCAAAGUCAAACCUGCAGAACAUCGUGCCCCUCCUGGACGGGCCGGCGGACGGCCAGGCGGACCCGGAGCAGCAGCGGCAGGAGCAGGAGAAGCGGAUCGAGAUCUCGUGCGCCCUCGCUGCCGAGGCCUCGCGCCGGAGCAGGCUGCUCUCCGCUCAGUGCGUCUCCCCCAGCCCUUCAGCCUCCCCGACUGACCUGGUCCCCCCCCUUUCCGCCGACCACUCUGACUCCUCCCACUUCAUGAAGGUCUGAGGCUGCCCCAGCUCAGGCCCUAGCUGCUGUGAAGUUCCAUGGAGCAACGUUCUGAGCACUUGAUGAAGAAAGAAAAGUUUUUUUUUUCUUUUGCCCAUAGAGUAUAUUUUUUCAUUCCGUUAUUUUAAUGACUGCGAGAGAAUAUGAGUAAGAACACUGGGAGCCCACGACUGUAACGUUCUCUGUUAUGUCACAGAGCAGUACAGGCCUACUAACUCUAGGGCGGGACGUCAUCUUGUCCAUACGAUCAGCCACAGGCAGUCUCCAUUAACUGCUAACCGACGGCCAGAAUCUCCGCUGAUUGGCGUGUGUCAAGCAGAAUGCGGUCAUUUUGGAGAUGAACGUCGAAACCCUGCUGUGGUGAGAAAGCCAGCACAGGUUGGAGAACAUACAGUAACUGAUUGGUGACAGAUUUCGACACCAGUCAUCUAGAACCACCAAGCAUUCAUCAGACACAGAGGAGUGCAGUGCAAGUUCUCUAAGCGUUACUGCUUUUCCCUUUUGUUGGUCUUAAUGGAAUGUAGCUGCGGUCGGUAAAAUUCUAAACCCGGAUUGAGCCAGAUGGUCACAAGGGCUCUGCUUCUGACAGGGCAGUUCAUUCUGCAUGGGGCUGGGAGCCAUGAUACACUGGACGGAGACCAGGCAAGAAGGUUGAUGGUGAGGGGAAGUGAUACUGUGGGGGCUGUGGAUGUUCCAGGGUGUUGUAGACCUGACCAAAACUCAAGAACCAAAGUUAAACAAGAAAAGCAAGAAGACAUCUCCAUGCACCUCUAAAUGACUUGACAUCACUCGGGCUGCAACAGCCGGCUGACGUCUUAGUGGUCUUUUCAAACCCAAUGCCUGAACCUUUGCGAUCGCAGUGCAAUCUGACCGUACCCUGUUGAUCUAGGCGGAGAAGAGACAGGCCGGCAGCUUUGCGUCUUUUAGCGCUGGGACCAGUCCACCAGCAAUUGCUGGUUCCAGUCAUGUGGAGUGAAUGUCAGCAUUGUGGGUUGGAGUUUGUAGCAUUUCCAAGAGCACAGACUUUCUACUUGUAUACCUGCUCAUGGCUCUAUCGGACAUAUGUUCCCAACACACCAGAAUUAAUCACGCUCUGUCCAGCUCCAUCGAGGCUCUGCUUCGAUUAAACUCUAAUCCCCAUUUUUCUUCCUUAAAUAGGGCUUGUUGUACUAGUAUCCCUGCAGUGUGACAUCUCUCAGCACUUUGUUGAUAAACCCUAUAAUUAGGUAUACUUAUAUACUUACCGUUCCUUUUCAUUGUCUUUAUUGUACACAGCGCAUUCGCUGCAUAUAUCUGCAGUUAUGAUACUGAUACUCUUAACAUCAGAAAAACUGUAAAUGAAACAGAAAGAAAAGAAGUGACCUUAGAAUUUUAAGUUUGCUUAGUUGAAAUGCCUGUUUGUCAAGGUCAAGAUGGAUCAACAGCUUGCAGUACAGACACUCAACGCAAAGCAUUUUUACCUAUGACUUCAAUCACAGGCUUUAAAGCUAGCAAAUGAAAUUGUUAACUGUUACAUUUGUAUUUGAUAUUUCAUUGAUACCCAUCUUAAAAUCAUCAGAUGUUGACUUUGGGUUCAACUUUUUUUAUUCAUUUAAUGGUGUGCAGAAAAGGCGUCUUUAUGGGUUUCUGUUGUAUCAUCAAUGUGGUGUGUGCUGUAUUUUUUAAAAAUACAAAAUUCAAAGCCAAAUGUUUACAUGAAAAAUACACCUCCACUGUACAUUUUCUACUUGUACAUUUGCAGAAAACAGGAAAAACAAACUUAAUAAUGUGGUAUGUGCUUUUUGUAUCACUUCGAUAAAACUAUCGCGGCCUGCUCAGAGAGAUUGCAGAUCAUUUGUUUCGUUUCUAGAUGGAACACACUUUUUAUGGUUUGAAUUGUUGGGUUUGUACUGUAAAAGUUCACAGGACAUUUCAAUUAGGCCUGAGCAUGUAAUUUAAUCGUCACAAUGUCUACAUUUCAUAAAGGAGAGGACUGUGCUGAGUAGUGGUUAGGACUCUGAGCCAGAGAAAUUCUUGCACUUCUUCUUUGAGCUAAUUAACUUUAGAGUCGUUCACUUUGGUUUUGCCUUUGCUCAACAUGGCGACAUCCACCAGGACAGUGUCUUAGGACAGCGUUUGAUGGUGAAGAGCAUGAGUUGAAAUGACAGCGUGGAUUGGCUUGUUCUCUCUCAUUUCCGAGCACUAAAUGCUCUGAAUCAUCUACAGUUGGCACCUGGAGCCUUGAUCACCUAGCAGGUGCCUGUCCUGCUGCUGAGGGCUUGCUCAGCUCAGAAGAGUUCAGACGUGUGCCCCCCCAGAAUGGGCACCAGAGUCACCCAAUGUUAACGGCUAUCUUAGACACUGAAAAGGGUGUGAUAUACUCCUUCCGCCAAUGAGUUGCUGGCCCGUUCUGGAUCUGACCUGUCUCCUGUCUCUACUGCGAGCACUCAGGCCAUCAGACCAACCAUUCGCAUUUGAGCUUUAAAACUGUGGGUAAGGGUGCAGCUCUCACGUCGGCUGUGCCCUUGUGUGAGUGGCUUUUACUUGCUAUCCUAUUACACGGAGAAAGUGUUGCCUUCUGUUUCUGUGAAAAUAUAUCCACUAUUUCUAGCUAACAUUGAGCUGUGUUUAUUGAUAAGCAAAAAAACAAUAAAAUAAAUUAAAUGAUAACUUUUGAAGCAGUUUUCAUCGAUCCCAAACAGCAAUCUUCUUAGAUACAGAAAAUGAAAGCAGGUAUGUUUUUAGCUAAAUAAAAUAGCCAGAUAGAGUUUCCUGAAAGGCAGCUUGUAUAUCUAACUAGAAAAAGAAAUACAUGUGGAAUCUCUGCAUAUUGGAAAAAAAAAACUUAAAAUGAGCAGAGUGUGCAGCACUUACUGACAGUGCAGUUGCCAUUGUUGUUUAAAGCGUACAAGACAGUAUACACUGAUUACACUGAGAUGUUGCAUUAAGUUAGAAUGAAUUUGUGUGAUAAUCUAAGUCACAGUCAUUGAGCACCCACCAUAGUGUUUCACUUAAUUCCAGUAUGUUCAUAAAACACGUUAAAUGGUCAACCAAAGGGACAAGCUAAAAUGGGCAUUGUAAGAGCGUUAGGUUAGGUUAUUUGGUUCAAAUGGGAAAAAAAGUGAUUUGGUGCGAAUGAAUAAAAACAACAACUUUGUCUUGGUAGGUCAGAUACCCUCAGGUCAUGAGGAUUGUAAUACAGCAUUUUCAUGGUCUGUUUAAAACAUCAUCAGCCUCUAAUGCCUGUUGACAAAAGGCUCAUUUUGACCAAUCCUGCUCUGUCCAGCUGAUAUAAACAAACCCAGGAGAUCUGACCCUUGUCUGUGUUGUUGUCAAUGACCAGAGAUGGGGAACCUACCACUCAGCAGAGAACACUGUUAAAGUCCGCUUGUCUGCUAGAUCAGAAUUGUGCCCGUUUCGUUGUCUUUUGUGGUUAGAGGAAAUGUGUUAGUUUUCAGUGUUGCUGUUUGGGGGACGUUAAAAAAAACUGCUUGUACUAUGCAAAAAAAUAAAACAGGCUUGCUUUAAGAAUUUAUUGUUCUUGCAAUAAAGCGAAUGUAUCUGAAUAGUUUUGCCUUUUUGUUUAGAUGAUUUUAAGGGAAAACAGCAGUAUUUUUUUUCCAACAGAAUAACAGCUUACUCUUAAUAGUAAUAUAUUAUUAAUGUUAUUUUUGGUAUCAUUGUUAUUUUGUGGAUAUGAUGAGUAACACUGCCAAAAACAUUGCAGAGCCCUGCCACAUUAAAAUGUGCAGACUUUACAGACUGAUGAUUCGUAUGGGGACACAAUACCAAGCACAAAGUGGAGCAGACCCAAACAUAGCAAUAUCUGAUCCCUUGGCCUUGCAUGUCACAUAGGCCCCAAGGCAGAUGAACAUGAAGAGGGCUGAUUUUUAUCCACAGUUGUGAGCCCCUUUUUGGAAAACUGGACGACUAUCUGGAUGUAGGGGGUCAUUUUAGUCUGGCAGAGCUCGACGCUAAUGAUGUCUGUUGCAAAAGAACCAGCCUGGAUCACAGACCAAAUUAGGUUGUCAUAGCACUGCUGUAGCAAUAGAUGUGUUGAUGUGUUGGUUCUGGGGAAAGUUACUUGAAAAAAAGUAUUUUAUACAGUUACACAAUACCUGUGUAAGGGACUACUUUUUAAAAAUAACAAUAAUCUCAGAGAAAUUCCUGUAAAGUCAUCAGUUAGAGUGUUCUGUGGAUGUGUGGAUGUCAUUACCAUGUAGACUCAUUAAUUUUCCCUGAAAAGCAAUGCCUCUCAACUUCUUAUUAAGAAUUACCGCUUAUUAAGUAACUUGUAGCUGUAACUAAUUACUUUUUAAUAAGUAAGUUUCCCAAACCUUUUACGUGUUGCAGUGCAGAGUAGCAGCCUGGAUUGAGCCCCUCAUGGACCGGGCAGUACUGUAAAAGCCAAGGUUUAGAUCUGAAAUGCAAGAUGUGUUUUGUCAAUACAAGUUUGUUUCAAAAUGUAUAAUUUAAAAACUCCAAUAAAAUGUAUUUGAAACAAA
Lepisosteus oculatus (spotted gar) is the source of this 15919-nucleotide messenger RNA. RefSeq names its product pleckstrin homology domain containing, family A member 6 (gene plekha6). NCBI's taxonomy places the organism in Eukaryota, Metazoa, Chordata, Actinopteri, Semionotiformes, Lepisosteidae. The record is from RefSeq and is a predicted model, not a curated record.